Akanthomyces muscarius is the source of this 1110-nucleotide messenger RNA. RefSeq lists its product as uncharacterized. The coding region runs from base 1 to 1110 and encodes 369 amino acids. The transcript is spliced from 5 exons. The record is from RefSeq and is a predicted model, not a curated record. NCBI's taxonomy places the organism in Eukaryota, Fungi, Ascomycota, Sordariomycetes, Hypocreales, Cordycipitaceae.
AUGUCCUCGAUACGGGUAAAGUACAUAGGACCCAAAUGCCCCAAGCACCUACUUUUUGGGUUCAGCUUUCACCGCCGCUUUACAAUGCAGUACAUAGUCAAUGAUUUGCAAAAAGUCUCCGGUCUUUUUGUGUGCCUUGUCGGACUACUAUACCACGCUGCAGCCUUCGCCAAAGCCACCCAACGCAAGGACGUCACUACCUUGCUGAAAGCUAGGUGCAUCAUCUACCUCGUGACGUCAACACCAGCAGUGGCAUUGCUAGUGCUUUUUACGAAAGACGACGCAGAGCUGAGCAAAUACAUACUCCUCAACAUUUUACAAGUUGGAAAUGCGCUAUGCACAAGUGCUGCUCCAGCUGAACUAUGCUAUAGGCUUCCUGGGCAAACCAUGCCGCUUCAAGGGGUUGCGAAUCAAUUGAUUGGGCUUGCUUCUAUCGCGCAGGUAGUUAUACUAGCCUUUGGAUUUUGGCAAUAUGCCACUAGAGGAUCACAGUGGCUUUGGAUCGUCGUCACAAUACAAACGAUGGUUCUGCUCUUUGUGACUUGGCACGCUUCCCAGAAUCGUCCUGCCGAGCACGAGAACACCAUCGAUUCCGUGGAACACGAUGCUGCCCGCAGUCGCACUGCCAUCUGGGUUGCGUUGAAAAGGCGGGUCUACGCAGGUUCAAUCCCGAUACUCUUCUCUGUUGGGCUGGCGGCGACCGAAGCAUCAUUUCAGGCCAAACAAGUGCCUCCAUUCCAUGAUGUACAAUAUCUGUGCCAUUCCAUGCUUAACCUAGCGGCGAUGAUAGUUUUGCUGCAGUGGCCAUACACUCGGGAGCGAGCGACUGAGCAGAGCCCGGUAAAUGACCAGGCACAGCUGGACAUGGACCGGUCCAGCAGGAACCAGUCAGCGAACAGCAUUUUGCGCAAGGACGAAUCCGCACUCGGACGCUCUGCCGCGGAGUCUCGUUUAGAUUGUCGCUGGGAGACAUGCGGCCAGUUGGUGCGUAUGUAUAAGACCCCUGAACUGAGGAACGCAAGGACCAUAGCAUCAACAACUAACGAAUCGAGUGGCACUCUAUAUUUAGAUACUGACAUAAUCAUUUCCCUCAAUCGAUGGCUGGUAUAG